Molecule: messenger RNA, 3256 nt
Organism: Polyodon spathula (Mississippi paddlefish)
Lineage: Eukaryota; Metazoa; Chordata; Actinopteri; Acipenseriformes; Polyodontidae
Product: FYN-binding protein 1-like
Exons: 19
Coding region: 237-2567 (776 amino acids)
Biological process (GO): T cell receptor signaling pathway; protein localization to plasma membrane; integrin-mediated signaling pathway
Cellular component (GO): plasma membrane
Molecular function (GO): lipid binding; protein binding
Source: RefSeq, a predicted model, not a curated record
AAUUUAUUCGUAAUUAUUAUAAUACAGAAUUUAAAGUAUGAGCUUUGAUUACAGUGUUAAACAACUCUUUAACAGCUAGCAUUAGGCAAGGGCUUUGUUUCCUGCAGGAGUGCAGUAUCUGUGAAAGGGUACAGUAGACAAAUGCAGGCAGUAGAGACUUGGAGGAGCAUAGCUGCCUGAGCAGCAAGCAAGACAGCAGAAAAGGCAAGGACAACGCCUCAGGUGUGAAGGCUAUUAUGGCCAAAUUCAACUGUGAAGGCAGCCAGCCUAAAAUCGCAGACCAUCCUCCUGUCUCUUCACUACAACCCAAAAAAGCUGCACUUGAAAAACUAAGAGCUCCAAAGACAGAGAACAGCCUUCAAGGAAAUCCAUCUAAAAAUAUACAACCAAAGCCAUUGUUUCCAAAGGGAUCUUGUAAGUCACUUCCUGGUGAAAAAAAUCUCAAGGAACCUUUUCCAAAACCUAAGCCUGCAAUAAAUAAAUUUAACAACAUUAAUACUCAAAAUGAAGGCAAAGUUGUUUUUCCUAAAUCGCAGUUUAAUGGUAAACCUUCAGAGGUGCAGAAGGAUAAUGAACCAAAACCCAUGUUUCCAAAGCCACUUGUACCUAAGCCGACAACCAACCUGAACCAGCCAGAAAAAGAGCAAAAAUCGUUGUUUCUGAAACCUCCCUCUGUGUCCAAGCCACCGUGGGUCACAGAAAACUCUCAGAACAAUGACAGCAAUACAAAAAGCACCAUUCCUCCCAAACCCCCUUCUGCCCUCAAACCAAAGCCAGGCUCAUUCAAGGUCCACAAAGAACAAUCGAAGGAUAGCAGUGUGACAGAAUCCACGCCAAAGGCCUUCCCAGGGGUUAUCCUUAAACCAGCAGGUUCAAAGAGUAGGGAUCCUGUUACAAAUGAAAGCAGAGAUUCAAAAUUCAAUGACAACAAAAAGGAAGAAGCAUCAACAAGCAGCAACAAACCCAUACACCCUCAGGAAGCUUUUCUUUCAAAAGUAAACCAGAAAUAUGGGGGGCCCCCUCCAGGUCCUAAGUUUAUAUCGAAAAAACCCGGCUUUCAGGAAACAGGCAGCACCAGCGAAGAGAAAAAGGACCCAUCUACUCCUAAACGAAAUACUUUGCCUAAUAUAUUUGCACUGGGGAGCCCACCGGCAAAACCAAACAGACCCCCAAAUGUUAACUUGGAGAAAUUCAAAAAGGGAGCAGAGUUCACCAGUGCUGUGCCUAACCUUGGUAUAAACAACCCUAUAGCUCCUUCUCCACCUCCCUCACACCCAGGGGUCCAAGCGGCACCCUCGCUGCCUCCCGGAACGCCUCUGCCAAGUCUGCCUCGGCAUCAUCCUGGUGCAGUCGUACAACCUGACCCAGAUGAAAUGUAUGAUGAUGUGGGUACGUCCAGCCCACCACCAUUACCUGCUGGGAAGCCAAGAGAUGGCUAUCCUGGCAAUAAUGAGGAUGAUGCCAUUGAUGAAGAGAUGUAUGAGGAUCUGGAGGAACGCUGGUCUGUGAAAGAAUCAAAAGACGAAAAGAAACGAGAGAAAGAGGAGAAGAAACGCUUGGAACAGGAGAAAAAGGAACAGAAGGAGAAGGAAAGAAAGGAAAAUGGUUUAAAAAAACGAUUUAAGUUGCCAUGCCCAAUUGAAGUAAUUCAUAAAGUGAAAGCUAGAGUGGACUACAAGGGAGCAAAGAACGAACUGACUGUAAAGCAAGGAGAAAUCAUCGAUAUAAUCCGCAUUGCCGAAAACCCUGAAGGGAAGUGGCUUGGCAGAACAGCGGACGGGUCAUAUGGCUACAUUAAGACAGUGUCAGUGGAGAUUGACUAUGACACUUUGAAAAGGCAACAGAAGACUGCCUUGCUCUCUUCCUCUCAGAGACAUGUCACAGAGCAAGAUCAAGAUGUUUAUGAUGAUGUUGGACAGGAAGAUGAUGUUAUCAGGCAUGACCCUGGUGCUGGAGUUGUAUUACCUCCGCCUCCUGGAGAAGAUGGUAUUUAUAAUGAUGUGGAUGAUCCCGGCUUGAACGUAAGUUCUGCCUCACAGGAAGAACCAAAGCCCAGCUCCUGGUCCUGGGGGCUGCUGAAGAUACUAAAAGGCAAAGAUGACAAAAAGGAAAAUGUAGAAGAACAUUUAAUACCUCCACCGACUGAGUUUUCAAAAGAUAAAGCACCAGCACCAACAGAUGAGAUCUAUGAUGAUGUGGAAUCACAUGAUCUCCCUCCACCCACACCACCAUCCAGUCUCUUGAAGUUGAAAGCUGAUCCCAAAAAGCAGAAGAAAUUUGAAAGAGAGGAGAAGGAGUUCAGGAAAAAGUUCAAAUAUGAUGGAGAAAUCCAGGUUCUACACCAGGUGACAGUGGUACCCACAGUGACAAACAAGAAGUGGGGAGGCAAAGACUUACCCCUGAAGCCUGGGGAGGUGCUCGAUGUUAUACAAAAGGCAGUAGACAACAAAAUGAUUUGCAGGAAUGACGAAGGCAAAUUUGGUUACGUUUUAAACAACAAUAUAAUCGUGGAUGAUGCUGAUAUAUAUGAUGACAUCGGAGAAGGUUGCAUCUAUGAUAAUGACUGAACAUCAUUCAAGAGAUAUGUGUUAGCUACUGUAUGCCUUUGUGUGAACAUUCAAGCUUUAUCAAUGCUUGCAUCAAUGAGUUAAGCCAUGUACAGUAUAUAAUGUGUGCUAAUGCUCACACACCUCAUAGAUUGUACAGAGAAUAAUAUGAGGGUUAGCACCUUGCAUAGUACCCUGUAAAUUUGAACAGGCAUUAUUAUUAUUAUUAUUAUUAUUAUUAUUAUUAUUAUUAUUAUUAUUUUGUAUUUUUAAUGUAACUGCUUUUUUUUUUAAUGACUUUCCAAUGCCUGUAGUAUGGGGGAGAAAUCCAUUCUGAACUAACAUUUCCUGAGAAUUUAACUUAUUAGUAUUACCAAUAACUUUUUUUUUUUUUAUUGCACUAAUGAAAUUCCAGUGAAUUAGCUGUUAUACCUGUAGUGAAUUUAUUACGUAUCUGUGACCAUUUUUAGUUAUCGUCAUAACUAGGAAAUAGCUUCAAUAUAUGAGUUAUUUGAUUUUUGUUUUCAAUUAUAAUGGUAAUACUGUACCUGUACCUAUACCAUUGUAUCACAAUCAUUUUACUAGUUUGCAUUUUACUAGGUCAUCCUAUGAGGUGUUCUAGGAAUCAUUAAGCAUUGAAGGUCUUAUUCAGUAUGUUUAUUCUCAUUAGAUCUUAUUACUAUAUUCACAGAAUGUAAAUAGCUGUAUUU